Lichtheimia ornata is the source of this 1137-nucleotide messenger RNA. Its product is annotated as ribosomal protein L2. Gene Ontology annotation, cellular component: large ribosomal subunit; ribosome. The coding region runs from base 1 to 1137 and encodes 378 amino acids. Gene Ontology annotation, biological process: cytoplasmic translation. The transcript has a single exon. Lineage: Eukaryota; Fungi; Mucoromycota; Mucoromycetes; Mucorales; Lichtheimiaceae. The record is from RefSeq and is a predicted model, not a curated record. Gene Ontology annotation, molecular function: transferase activity; structural constituent of ribosome; RNA binding.
AUGUUGCGACUUGCAGCCGGUGCCCGUCUUUUGAAAUCGAGUGCCACCACUACGGUCAACACUUGUCGCACCAUUCGCCUCAAUGUGAAAACGACAGAGUUGAAUUCCUUGACGUCCCAAAUGCGGUCUUUGCGAUUGUAUAGCACAAGUGGCAAGAAGGAAGGCGGUGAGGAAAUCGUAUCGCAUUCCGGCUAUGUGAGUGGAUUCAGCACACAAGGCAACGUCACUGGCAAAGCAGGAGCAUCAGCAUUCCCUUCGCAACAAUUCAAAACAUACAAGCCAACAACACCUGGCAAACGUUGGUUGAAGCGUGUACCUCGUGACCAUUUGUACAAGGGCAAGGCAGUGCGUCGAUUGACUGUUGCUAAGCGUUCAACGGGUGGUCGUAACAACACCGGUCGUAUCACUAUUCGUCAUCGUGGUGGUGGACACAAGAGACGUAUUCGCUUGAUCGAUUGGUAUCGUAUGGAGUCUGGUCAACAACAAGUUAUGCGCCUCGAGCACGAUCCAGGCCGUAGUGCAUGGAUUGCCUUAUUGCGUCAUGAAGAGACCGGUAAUUUAAGCUACAUUGUGGCUCCUCAUGGUGUCAAGCCUGGAGACAAGGUGACAAGCUAUCGUACAAUCGACGAAUCAUCAUUGGACGUGGAUGAGGAGAAUGAAGGAAUCACACGAACGGUGGCUAUUGAUGUGGGUAAUUGCAUGCCUCUCAAGAUGAUGCCUGUGGGUACAAUCAUCCAUAAUGUGGGUCUCAAGCGUGGUGGUCCUGGUGUCAUGGUGCGUGCUGCUGGUGCCUAUGCACAACUUAUCCACACCGGUGAAUCUGGUUACGCUCAAGUCCGUUUGUCAAGUGGUGAAGUACGCUUAGUACCCGUCGAUGCAUGUGCUACUAUUGGUGCUGUAAGCAAUCCCGAUCAUCAACACGAGUCCCUUGGUAAGGCGGGUCGAUCAAGAUGGAUGGGCAUUCGUCCCACAGUACGUGGUAUGGCUAUGAACGCUGUGGACCAUCCUCACGGUGGUGGUCGUGGUAAAUCUAAAGGUAACAAGGAUCCACGUUCGCCAUGGGGUGUACUCGCUAAAGGUGGCAAGACAAGAAAAACUCCCAAUCAAUUCGUUGUCAAACCUCGUCCUAGACGAUAG